GUUCACUGCUCUUCAGAGAGUCUAUAAGAUGCCACACUGCCCUGCAAACUCAUCACUUCACUGAAAUCUGGUCACAGUAAGAAGCCUAAGUCAUGUCUGGAAAGAUGGUUAUGACCCAGCCCAGGCCCCUCAUCAUGACCACAACAUCCAACCAGUGGACCUCGGGCAUCUGCGAUUGCUUCCAAGACCUGCCUCAGUGUUGCCUGGCCUUCUGGUGUCUUCCCUGCUUCACUUGUAAGACAGCACAUGAAGCUGGGGAGUGUCUGUGUUUACCUCUGCUGGAUGCUUUUGGAGUCAUCCCUCCAAUGACCACAGCCCUAAGGGUAUCAGUACGCCAACGAUAUGGCAUUGAGGGUACAAUUUGCAAUGACUGUGUGUACUCCUUUUUCUGCGGGCCCUGCACCUGGUGUCAAAUAUCAAGAGAAAUCAAAACGAGGACGAAUCCCAUUACUUUGAUCAAUUUGACAGCCUCAUAAGAACGAAAUGCUGAAUUCCCCGCAGCAUCUUUAUUACUAGCAAUCUGUUUCAAGCAUGUCUGCCUCUGAGGAAUGUCGCGGAGCAGCUGAUUAAAGAUCAGCACAUGAGGGUCCUAAGUGUUGCAUCACUUAGUGAUAAAGACAACAGAUAAGCAGAUACUUGGCCUUGGGUUUAGUCAUCCACUUACAUAACUCUCUUCCUCCACCACUUAAAGGCUGUUUAAUAUGUUCCUUUGGUGGUAUUGGUUGCUAUUCCAUAAAAGUAUUUAUAUAUGCUUAUAAAUGGGCUUAUUUUGACUUGUUAUAUGAUGAUAACUUUUAAUUAUGUGGUAUGGAACUAGAGAUGCUGACCUGUCAAAAACAGAUAUCUAUUGGAUGGAAGUUUGGUACAGAAAUUCAUGAUCCCCAGAGGAUGAAUCCUCCGACUUUGGUGAUCUCCCAACCUUUGAUUUAGAUUACUAUUUAAAUAUUUCCGAUACUUUUGUUUAUGACCAAAUACAUUCAAAACAAAGUUGGUUGGUGCCCUGCCAUUGUUCCAACAGCUCAUUAUUCCGAAACCCCAUUAAUCCAAAAAGUGUCCCAGUGGUCCAAAAGCCCAUGUGUCCAAUAGACCAUUUCUCCAAAACACAAAAUCCCCCUGUAGUUAGAAAGAUUCAUGGCAUUUAAACCUUUGGCGUGGCUGCAAUAACAUUUUUAUCUGCUAUGGCAAAGGCAAUACCUGUCCUACUCUGCCUCUGAUUGGAUUACUCUGACCCUUACCCUUACUCAAACAAAUCUUACUGCUUUGCAAAAAUCUGACCAAACCAACCAACAAAAGCAACAAGUACUAGCCAAUUUGAGGCAUGGUAGGGCAGGUCAUGCCUUCACCAACAUUUAUAAUAUUUCGCAUUUAUUUUUUAGCCUGUUUUAGUUGCAUUGGUCUUUUAGUAUUUUACAUUUAAACAGGAUGUUGUGAGUCAGCUUGAACAGCUCAAAAGUUAAUACAGCAGACCUCAGUGUGAAAACCACACAUGCAAGUCUGCCUGGGUUAAAUCAUGCAUUUAGGUGUUAAAUGCCAGCUUUUGCUCCAUGUGAUCUAACUGGUGAGUUGCUAGCAUUAAAAAAGUACACUAUAGUACAGUUUCUCAAAAUAAUAGGCUUGUAGAUGAGUAGGAUGAAUGAUUGUAUAGCCUGCAUGCAAGGAAGUUUGAUAGUUGUUUUGAUAAAUUGUAAUAGUAUGUACUAGGCUUGUGAGUAAAUGGUGUGAACGCUGUCAUGGGGACUGAAAUGAGCCAUAUCAUGAUACAGAACAAUUGAAGGAAGUAAAGGUUUUGAACAAGCGAGCGUCCCAGGGGCUCUGCUCAGAUAUUUGGGCUUGAAGUCAACUUUGAAAAGGUGCAACGAAUGUAAAAGGCCUCCCAUGAGGAAUAAACUAUAAUAAAUGUU
Plectropomus leopardus (leopard coralgrouper) is the source of this 1901-nucleotide messenger RNA. It is a transcript of the gene ponzr4, whose product is annotated as plac8 onzin related protein 4. Lineage: Eukaryota; Metazoa; Chordata; Actinopteri; Perciformes; Serranidae. The record is from RefSeq and is a predicted model, not a curated record.